This is a messenger RNA of Exophiala dermatitidis NIH/UT8656, 1844 nucleotides long. RefSeq names its product DNA repair protein RAD50. Gene Ontology annotation, biological process: transmembrane transport. NCBI's taxonomy places the organism in Eukaryota, Fungi, Ascomycota, Eurotiomycetes, Chaetothyriales, Herpotrichiellaceae. The transcript has 4 exons. Gene Ontology annotation, molecular function: transmembrane transporter activity. The coding region runs from base 1 to 1722 and encodes 573 amino acids. The record is from RefSeq and is a predicted model, not a curated record.
AUGGGCAGAAUCUCCCAGUCGCUUGAGAGGGAAGAGCUCCAGAUGGGUGCGUCCAAGCCCGAAUCUCGUCGGCUGUCCGCAGAAAGCCAUGGAGACGCAAAGGAGAAUGUCAAGCAGCAAGAGAAUGAAAUGCCGCCUAAGUCAGACGAAUCUGCAAGCAGCAACGCUGCAUCUCAAGACACGUCGCCUCACACAUCUGGCCGGACAAUCGUCCUGUUGUUGGGCGUCUGUCUGAGCGUUUUCUUGGUAGCUCUGGAUAACACCAUUCUUUCGACGGCUAUCCCACGAAUAGUCGACGAGUUCAAGGCUCUUGACCGCGUGAGCUGGUACGGUUCGGCAUACCUCUUGACCAACUGCUCGUUCCAACUUGUGUUCGGCGCCAUGUAUUCCUCCUUCUCCAUCAAAGGGGUACUUCUUUCCGCGAUCUUGAUUUUCGAGGUCGGCUCUGCCGUUUGUGGAAGUGCACAGGGGUCUGUGGCUCUCAUAGUUGGUCGGGCUAUCGCAGGGGUUGGGGCUGCAGGGAUAUUCCAGGGUGCUUUCAUGGUUGUUGCUAUAACUGUGGCGCCUCAAAAACGUCCCAUGUAUAACGGUAUCUUCGGGGCGGUUUAUGGCAUUUCUUCCAUUGUGGCACCCCUGAUCGGGGGAGCAUUCACUCAGCAUGCCAGCUGGCGUUGGUGUUUCUACAUGAAUUUGCCUAUUGGAGCCCUAACUAUUGGUGCUAUUCUUCUAUUUCUCAAAGUCCCGGGGACAGCGGUGAAGGCACCCCGCACGUUUGAGCAGCUUACCGUUGCGGUCCGCAAGAUGGAUCCAUUGGGCUUGCUUUUCUUCCUGCCCAGCAUCGUGAGUCUACUACUCGCCCUUGUAUGGGGCGGCUCCAAAUAUGCCUGGUCGAACGGACGCAUUAUCGCACUUUUUGUCGUCUUUGGCGUCUUGAUGAUGGGCUUUAUCUAUGUGGAAAUCCGCGCAGAUAAGUAUGCCAUUCUGCGCCGGCACUUGCUGCGCCAACGCAACGUCUUGUGUGGUGGCCUAUUCGCCUUCUUGCUUGCAGCAAGCAAUUUCAUGAUCGGCUACUAUAUGCCUAUGUGGUUUCAAGUCGUGAAAGGGGUUUCACCAACCAAGUCUGGUACCAUGAGUUUGCCGACUAUGAUCUCGAUGGUUCUCAUGUCAUUCGUCUCAGGAGGAAUGAUCACUCGUUUCGGCCGAUACUUGCCAUUCUUCUACCUCUCCAGCAUUUUAACAUCAGUAGGGGCAGGACUCAUAUCGACUUUCUGGGUCGAUACUGGUCAUUCCAAAUGGAUCGGCUACCAAGUGAUUUUUGGCAGCGGACUCGGACUCGGAGUUCAGCUUCCCAUCACCGUGGUGCAACUAUCGUGUUCGCGCGAAGACAUCGCAGCAGCAACAUCUCUUAUGGUCUUCUGUCAAAUACUGGGAGGAGCAAUUUUCAUUUCCGUCGCCCAAACUGCCAUCACCCAAAGUUUGAGGCAUGGUCUCCAGCAGGCGCUGCCGGACAUUGCGCCGACGCUGUUAAAAAACCUUACCGCGACUCAACUGGUCUCGCAGGUUCCCCCAGCACAGGCGCCAGUGGUUCGUCGUGUCUUUAAUGAAGCCUUGAGAUCCGAAUGGCAUAUUGCUGCAGGUAUGGCGGCUGGCACAAUAGUUGCGGCGUUGGGCAUCAAGCGGGUCAAGUUCCCCGGGAAAAAGAUAAAAGACGAAGAGAAAUAGGCCGAGUUGAAUGCCCUAGGCUACAUAAGCACAGUCUACAUCUGCAAGGACAUGCCGUAUAUACCGCGUCAGGACUCGAUAUGUACUGCCCGCUGAGAAUGAUAGCUCAAAUUGGAGAGGAA